AGAUAUAUUCUGUGUGAUAAUAUUAUUAGGGAAUAAUUAUUAUUACCUAUAGUUUUAGAGUUUCUUUUGUGAGGGUGGACGUGUAAAUACUAAAUACAAAUUAAUCAUUGUGUAGUGCCAAUAAUAGUUUAUUUUCCUGUCCAAAGAAUUAUACCUAAUCGUUCGAGAUGGGAUGCGACGGUGGAACUAUACCCAAGAGGGACGAGCUUGUACGGACCAAAAAGAAACCCGAACAGAAAGAUAAAUCAUCCAUGCAGUUAUAUCGUUGGCGUAAUUGUCACUUGACUCAAGGACCUCUUCGACCACCAAUAGUCGCUUGUGGCAUGGGGCUCUUAUACAAUAAAGAAUCAGUUCUACAGCAUUUAGUAAAUAAAACUCCAUUUCCUGAAGCUUCAGCACACAUUAAGAGUUUAAAAGAUAUAAAAGCUUUGAAAUUAACUCCCAAUCCAGCGUUCAACGGAAAAGCUCAAAGUGUUGGAGGAUAUAUUGAUGAUAAUAGUUCACCUUACAUAUGCCCUUUAGUUGGUCUUGAAAUGAAUGAUAGAUCGAAAUUCUGUUUUUUGUGGAAAUGUGGAUGUGUUAUUUCAGAGAGAGGUCUUAAACUCGGUGCGGAUAACAAGUGUGUUAAUUGUGUAAUGGAGUAUGAAGAUGAUGAUAUUGUUAUAUUAAAUCCGACCGAAGAAGAUGUAACAUUAAUGAAAGCCAAAUUGGCUAAACGCAAAGAUAAGAUUAAGAGUAAAAAAAAUAAAGUCAAACAAGAAGUUGUAGUUAAAGAAGAACCAGUUGAUGAAGAUGAAAAACCAAUUAUUCCAUCAUCAAUCAUACCUGUUAAAACUGAAAAUAUUGAUGUUAAGAAGGAAAUAAAAAAGGAACAUAUAAAGAAAGAACAAAUAAAAAGACCAAUCCCUAGUGCUGCAGGAUCAAGUUCUUCCGUCACCUCUGCUAACUGCCGCAAAUUAGAAGAUCCUGUGUACAAAAAAGCAAAACUUGCACACAGCAUUUCUAAAGACCAAACUGCAACCAAUGUAUAUAAGUCAUUAUUCACAAGUCAUGAAGACGACAAGAAUCAAACUCGAGCUCAUUGGAUUACAUACAAUCCUUUCUAUAACUAAACCUAAAAGCUCUGUUUUGUAUUUUAAUUUUUCUAUCAUUUUUUCUCCUUUAAAAAUAUUUACUUCUAUGUUACACUCCAUUUGUCUUGAAGUAUUUUUAUUUUUAUUUUAAUAAUUCUAUUAAAAUAAAUAGAAUUUAAAAUAAUUUACAUAAUAAUGACUAUUUAGAGUGAAAAUUUCACUCUAGUAUACCUGGGUUUUAAAUCAUCUUACAUAUUAUUGAAAAAUAGGUUAUGAUAAGUUCAAGUAUUAUAUUUUUUAAAUCGUGGGAAUAAUUUUCAUGUCAACUUUGAUAUGUCACCAUCAAAACUUAAAUAAAUGAAGUUAGUGUAUUUCUGGUAAUUUAAAAUUGAGAUAUUGAAAUCAUACUGUUCAUAUAUUUACCUAUAUAAACAUUAUAAUUGAUAUAUUUAUAUGUAUGUAAUAAUUUUUACUAAUAAAUAAUAACUACAUGAAUAACA
Messenger RNA from Aphis gossypii (cotton aphid), 1573 nucleotides. Its product is annotated as replication termination factor 2. Gene Ontology annotation, cellular component: nucleus. Gene Ontology annotation, biological process: site-specific DNA replication termination at RTS1 barrier; mitotic DNA replication termination. The transcript is spliced from 4 exons. NCBI's taxonomy places the organism in Eukaryota, Metazoa, Arthropoda, Insecta, Hemiptera, Aphididae. The record is from RefSeq and is a predicted model, not a curated record. Bases 168 to 1112 code for a protein of 314 amino acids.